This is a messenger RNA of Styela clava, 2356 nucleotides long. Lineage: Eukaryota; Metazoa; Chordata; Ascidiacea; Stolidobranchia; Styelidae. The record is from RefSeq and is a predicted model, not a curated record.
AAAGAAAUUGUUUUUAAUUCUUCGUAUGACAGAGUCUUAUUAAUAUAAUUAAAGUUUAUUAUCUAUUUAAUAUUAAAAUGACGAGCGAUUUUGGGAAUCCGUUACGGAAAUUUAAGUUAGUGUUCCUGGGUGAACAAAGUGUGGGGAAAACAUCACUUAUUACAAGAUUUAUGUAUGACAGUUUUGAUAACACGUAUCAGUCUAAGGCCACAAUAGGAAUUGAUUUUCUUUCAAAAACAAUGUAUUUGGAAGACCGAACGGUACGUUUACAACUGUGGGAUACGGCAGGUCAAGAAAGAUUUCGAAGUUUAAUUCCAAGUUAUAUCAGAGAUUCUACGGUAGCUGUUGUAGUUUAUGACAUCACAAACGUUAAUUCAUUCCAACAAACAACUAAAUGGAUUGAUGAUGUCAGAACAGAAAGGGGUAGUGAUGUCAUUAUAAUGCUUGUUGGAAACAAAACAGAUUUAGCAGAUAAAAGACAAGUAUCGAUAGAAGAGGGGGAAAAGAAAGCAAAAGAAUUAAAUGUGAUGUUCAUUGAAACAAGUGCAAAAACAGGAUACAAUGUCAAAUUGCUAUUCCGCAGAGUUGCGGCAGCGUUACCAGGAAUGGAAAAUUCACAAGAAAAAGAAAGGCCAUCAAUGGACGAAGUUAUUUUGGAUCCUAACAAGCAAGAGACAACACCUGCAUCAACCAGCGAGUGCGCAUGCUGAUAUUACUGAACAAUAUUGUGUUGUAUUCUUCCCCUCGCCUCAUCUGGAAUAUUUGGUCAGCCAGAAUAUUGUGAAGCUAUCAAUAAUCAAACUAUAUCAUGUCUAUUCAAUUAACACUGGUUAAAGAUUCGUUCACUAGCAAGCAGUCAAGCUCAUGAAUUGGUCUGUCUCCCAUCAGCCACUCAAUUUUUUUACGCUUCUGAUCGGUACAAACUAUUGUGUUCCUGCAAUGUUUAUCAAAAAAAACCUAAUUUAAAAUUUAAUUUUUAUCUAAUUGGUUCAAAUGUAACUGGAAGAAGGUUUGCCAUUGUCACUAGUAAUAUUAGCAUUUCCAGAAUUUCACUUCCAUUUAAAGUUCCCUAAAAACUAUUACACCGUUUAUUGUAUUGUAACUGAAUGGAAACUCAAAAAAGUGUUUUUGAGAAAAAUUAACAUGGUAUAUGGACGUAAACAUGACAUAUGACGGUAAAAAAAAAUACUCUGAAACAGUUGAAAUUUCUCAUAUAACGAAAGUUCUCGAAGUGGUUGUCACUAUAUAGGGGCCUUGUAUAAUCUUGCUAUAAUUACAGCUAGAUUAAAUUAUGAUUGAAUAUAUAUAUAUAUAUAAGGAGACUAUGGAUAUAACAUCGUCAGAUGUGAAUCAAAUGUGACAUUGUGUUGUACUUUAAAAAGCAUGUUAAACUUUUUGAGGUGCUAAAUCAGCGGCCAUGAUAUCCUAUUUUUCAGCUUUACAUAUUUCCAAUUAUUGAUAUUGUAUUUUAUAUAUUUAAAUAUUGUUGCUGUAGGGGUGAAUUCAUCAUCUAGGUAUGUAACCUUGAAUGGGAAUAUGAUAACCCAAUUCCCCAUUCUAACUAUUUUUCUCCUGUAUUAUCUAUAGAGGAAUCGAACAUUCACCUAUAUUUAUUUUUAAGUUAUGCUCAACAGUUAGAAAUGUUUGUAUCUAUCAGAGGAAUCAAAAAUAAGUAAAUGUGGUUUUGGGUAGUAAUUUAGCAAUAGGUUGUUACUAAAAAAAUAUUAUACUGUUGCGAAUAUGGAGGGAUAAGAUAUUAAACACUGUUGCCAAACACUUUCCUAGAAAAUAUGAGCUUACGAAUUUGGGUCUGUUGAAUAUUAUAAUUACUUGCCAGAAAUUCCCUUGUUAUGUUGGGAGUGCAAACCGAAUCAAUUAAUUUUGAAAAGUAUCUUAAUAUCAUGGCCAUAGCCAUAAAUUAGUAAAUAAAACCUUUUUGUAUGUGUGUCAUCACUGUUUUUGCACUACUUGUAUAUUUUGGACACCAAACAGUCUAUGAGAUGUGUUUUUAAUACAAUGAUGCAAUUGAUUUGUCAAAGACAUACUUAUCAGUGAAUAAGUUACGACAAGAGUCGAGUAUUGUUCAAUGCUAUAACAAAAUUGGUAUUGCCUGUACAAAUUCUCGAGCUAAUAAAAUAUACUCCUUUACUGCACGACUGCGAUACAAUAUUUUCAAUCCAUCAGCUGAUUUCCAAGCAUUCAAGUUAUAAAGCGAAUUUUGAUUUCUCUAAUGUCUGCAUGUUCGUAUGAUCCUUUAUUCUCUCUGUCUGCAUCUUGUUAUAUAACAUAUAGGUUUGGAUGUCGACUAUUUAUGUCGUAUGUAUAUUUACAAUACAUGUAUUUACUUGCAGUAAAA